Messenger RNA from Dendrobium catenatum, 1103 nucleotides. RefSeq names its product probable thiol methyltransferase 2. Gene Ontology annotation, molecular function: S-adenosylmethionine-dependent methyltransferase activity. NCBI's taxonomy places the organism in Eukaryota, Viridiplantae, Streptophyta, Magnoliopsida, Asparagales, Orchidaceae. Bases 88 to 894 code for a protein of 268 amino acids. The transcript is spliced from 8 exons. The record is from RefSeq and is a predicted model, not a curated record.
AGAGGACGCAAUAAUUUUUCACAUGGGGCCAGCGGGACGAAGGCUACUGAUGCUCUGAAAGAAGUCGCGCGGGUAAAUUGGCAUUGGAUGUUUACGAGGCCGAUCGUCGUUCCCUUGCCGCAUUGCUUGAGAUCAACUGGACGGAUGGCUGCGAAUAGAUUUUCGGCAAAGUCGGCGGCAAAAUCACCGAUCGUUAGAGACGACACUGCCGGAGAAGGCAACGAGCCGUCGAGCGACCCAAACCUUAACCCUCGCGUGGUAAGGGUCCGGCAGCUGAUGAGCAGCGGCUCCGCUGAUGGUUGGGAGAAGUGUUGGGAGGAAGGGGUGACACCAUGGGAUUUGGGUCAGACAACACCUAUCAUCGCUGAUCUUAUUCAAACAGGGGAAUUUCCUGAAGGUAGAAUUUUGGUCCCUGGAUGCGGCACGGGUUAUGAUGUGGUUGCUAUGGCCAGCCCUGUGCGCUUUGUCGUAGGCUUGGAUAUAUCAAUUACUGCUCUUAAUAAGGCCAAAGAGUGGUCUUCCUCAUUACCAAAUGCAAGAUAUUUCACUUUCCUAGCAGAAGAUUUCUUCACUUGGACCCCAUCUGAGCUUUUUGAUGUGAUUUUUGAUUACACGUUUUUCUGUGCUAUACAUCCCUCAAUGCGGUCAGCUUGGGCAACUAAAGUGAGUGAACUUCUAAAACCGGAUGGAGAACUUAUUACACUCAUGUAUUUGUUGGAAGAUCAACAAGGGGGACCGCCAUACAAUACAUCUGUGGCUGACUAUGUGGAGGUCCUCAAUCCUGUGGGUUUCAAGACCAUUUCAAUUGUAGAUAAUGAACUAGCUGUCAAGCGACGCAAGGGAGCGGAAAAACUUGUAAGGUGGAGAAAGAGUUUUAUUCAGCCAUUAUUAUGAUGAAAGAAAAUAACUUUUCUGGAGAGGAAUGUUUUACAUCAUCAGCCAUUUUGCAUGAAUAGGAAUAAAAUUUGGAAACUGUAAUAAUUUGCUAUGGUGCUCUGAAGAAGAGGUAAAGUGUUUCCAUACCUAAAAAAAAUCACUGCUGUAAUUAAUGUGGUAUUACUGUGAUUAACAUUUAAGGUUUUAUUUGAUAUUGCUUUCUAAAA